Molecule: messenger RNA, 2120 nt
Organism: Hypanus sabinus (Atlantic stingray)
Lineage: Eukaryota; Metazoa; Chordata; Chondrichthyes; Myliobatiformes; Dasyatidae
Gene: pigu
Product: phosphatidylinositol glycan anchor biosynthesis, class U
Exons: 12
Coding region: 30-1337 (435 amino acids)
Biological process (GO): protein localization to cell surface; attachment of GPI anchor to protein
Cellular component (GO): GPI-anchor transamidase complex; membrane
Source: RefSeq, a predicted model, not a curated record
GCUCCCAACCGGGGCAGGUGGUUGGGACAAUGGUAGCUUCCUUGGUGCUGCUGGUGGCCGUGGCGAUCACCGUCAGGGCUGUGCUGUUCCGCUCUUCGCUGGCGGGGUUCAUCUCGGAGCGAGUGGAGGUGGUGUCGCCCCUGAACUCCUGGAAGCGAGUCGUGGAAGGGCUAUCUUUGCUGGAUCUAGGAGUGUCCCCAUAUACAGGGAAUGUGUUCCAUGAAACUCCACUUAUUAUCUACCUGUUCCAUUUCCUUAUUGAUUAUGCAGAGUUUGUCUUUAUGGCAAUGGAUGUUAUAACUGCAGUUGCACUCUAUUUUGUUGCUGAGGAUUUCAACAAAGUUGUGUUUAGGAAACAGCGGCUUGCAUUUGAAUUCAAGAAAUAUGCUUCAGAUAUUAUCACACUUGUCAGGACUCCUAAAGAAAUGUAUCAUAUUCCUCUUAAGGUAGCACUGUUCUACCUCCUAAAUCCAUUCACUGUGCUCACCUGUGUGGCAAAAUCAACCUGUGCGAUCAACAAUGCAAUUGUUGCCAUUUUUAUUUUAGCCACCGUGAAAGGAAGUGCCUUCAUCAGUGCGAUAUUCUUGUCCUUGGCUGCAUACCAAUCUUUGUAUCCCGUGGCAUUGUUUGCCCCUGCAUUGCUGUACCUUGCACAGAAAAACCAUGUAAUAGUGAAUCUCCAUAGUACGGCUUUCCUGGCACUUUUGCUCAAGUAUGCAGUCAUGUUUAUCGGCUGUUUGCUGAUCAGCUUAUGCUUGUCGUUCUUCUUGCUGAGUUCGUGGAGUUUCAUUCCCUCUACAUAUGGCUUCAUUCUUUCUGUUCCAGACCUUACACCAAACAUUGGGCUAUUUUGGUACUUCUUUGCUGAGAUGUUUGAGCACUUUCGGCUAUUUUUCGUGUGUGUGUUUCAAAUCAACGUAUUCUUCUAUACUCUUCCAUUAUCUGUGAAAUUAAGAGAUCAUCCCAUGUUCUUCAUGUUCAUUCAGAUUGCAAUCAUUGCAAUUUUUAAGAGUUACCCGACUGUGGGUGACGUAGCACUGUAUAUGGCGUUCCUACCCAUGUGGAAUCACCUUUACCGAUUCCUUCGGAACAUCUUUGUGGUAUCGUGCAUGCUGAUCUCCUCAGCAGUGUUGUUCCCAGUUUUGUGGCAUCUCUGGAUCUAUUCUGGAAGUGCAAAUUCCAACUUCUACUAUGCCAUUACCUUGGCGUUUAAUGUUGGGCAGAUUCUGUUGGUUUCUGAUUAUUUCUACGCCUUCGUACGGAGAGAGUAUCAUCUUGUCAAGGGGCUUCAUUUAAAAUCCAAGGACGGGAAAGAGGCACACGUCAUUCUUUCUUAAAGGACCAUUAGCACCCACUUAUUAACACAAAAGUUCCUGAUGUUAUUUUCUAUGGAAGAUACUGUUGCUAAGGGCAUCGUUAACUGAUGUACCUAUUGUGGGGCAGCAACGGAUUGCAGGAUUCAAUCACUUAAAAUGUAUUUGUUUUUAAAAAGAGCUGAAAACACAGGAAGAUUUUUAAGCUCAGAUUGUGGUCAACAUGAAAUGUUAUAGAAUAUGGUUUUUUUUAAAGUUGUCCUUAAUUUUAUUUUCUAUUUCUGAACAACAAAGGGGCAUUUCACUGGAACAAUACCGGCCUGAGAACUCAGGUACUUCUGGCUCAAUGUUUGUACACGUUCCCUUUUGCAAUACGGUACCUGAUGGCGGGCCUCUAAGUACAAGGGCUCCCACAGAAUGUGAACACAUCUCCUUUUUCUCAGGUGUUUUCUAGUUUGAGUCACAAGGCAGGAACUUCCAACACUGCUAUCAAGGGGCUCAGGAAAACCAGUCUUAAUGGCUGAGUUACAUAAAUGCCAGGUGAAGGGUUGUCUUUUCUGUUGGGUGAAUGUAACAUCUGGUCAGCUGUUCAUCAUCAUGGGAAGUGGAGUUGGUCUUGCUGCAAAAACGUGCGUCUGUGUGUGUAUGUGUGCCGCCUCUGUCUGUAUGUGAUAAAUGGGAUAAAGUAUUAUUGUCAAUCAUUAACUGUACAAUACAUUCUCUUCCUUACAAUCUUGUGUUAUACCACACUCUGCUCUACAUCCCAAAAUGAUCAAAAGAUGCUAUUGAUAAAGUUGAUCAAAAGCC